Molecule: messenger RNA, 725 nt
Organism: Pocillopora meandrina
Lineage: Eukaryota; Metazoa; Cnidaria; Anthozoa; Scleractinia; Pocilloporidae
Source: the annotation of a GenBank genome assembly
AUGGUAAUCUCGGCAAUGCUUAUGACAGUCUGUGAUUUCAAAAAAGCCGUAGAGUACCACAACCUAUAUCUUAAAACAGGUCAAAAAGUAGGAGACAAUCAUGGGGAAGGUGGUGCGUAUGGAAAUCUUGGCAAUGCUUAUCACAGUCUGGGUGAUUUAAAAAAAGGCAUAGGGUACCACAACCUAUAUCUUAAAUAGCUAAAGAAGAAGGAGAGAAGCAUGGGGAGGGUAACGCUUAUGGCAAUCUUAGCAAGGCCUAUCGCCGUUUGGCAAUUUUGGCAAUGCUUAUGACAGUCUGGGUGAUUUCAAAAAAGCCAUAGAGUACAACAACCUAGAUUUUAAAAUAGCUUAAGAAGUAGGAGACAAGCAUGGGGAGGGUGUUGCUUAUGGCAAUCUUGGCAAUACUUAUCGCCGUCUGGGUGAUUUCAAAGAACCUCCGAAGAAAAAUCCUUGGAGGUAAUGGUCUACUCUUCGUUAGGAUGCGUUUUUGAGUCGCAGGGUGGACUGCCAAAAGCCGUUGAACUUUACCAAGCUAGCAUAAAUUUAUUCAAUUCCUUGAGAGUACUUGUAAAAUCUGAAAAUGAGUGGAAAGUUAAUUUUCGAAAUCAGUAUCAAAUGGCGUAUACAGGUUUUUCUCAACCUUACAUUCGGCGUAUACAGGUUUGUGGAGAGUUCUCGUAGAACAAGCUAGUAUAGAUGAAGCCUUAUUUGUUGUUGAGAAAUGA